UGCUCCGCAGAGGACGCCGCCGACCAUGUCCGAGACCGCUCCCGCCGCCGCCCCCGAUGCGCCCGCACCCGGCGCCAAGGCCGCCGCCAAGAAGCCGAAGAAGGCGGCGGGCGCCGCCAAAGCCCGCAAACCCGCCGGCCCCAGCGUCACCGAGCUGAUCACCAAGGCCGUCUCCGCCUCCAAGGAGCGCAAGGGGCUCUCCCUCGCCGCCCUCAAGAAGGCGCUGGCCGCCGGCGGCUACGAUGUGGAGAAGAACAACAGCCGCAUCAAGCUGGGGCUCAAGAGCCUGGUCAGCAAGGGCACCCUGGUGCAGACCAAGGGCACCGGCGCCUCCGGAUCCUUCCGCCUUAACAAGAAGCCUGGAGAAGUGAAGGAGAAAGCCCCCAGGAAGCGGGCGACCGCGGCCAAGCCCAAGAAGCCGGCGGCCAAGAAGCCCGCCAGCGCCGCCAAGAAGCCCAAGAAAGCGGCGGCCGUGAAGAAGAGCCCCAAGAAAGCCAAAAAGCCGGCGGCUGCUGCGGCCAAGAAGGCGGCCAAGAGCCCCAAGAAGGCGGCCAAGGCAGGCCGCCCCAAAAAGGCAGCGAAGAGCCCGGCCAAGGCGAAGGCGGUGAAGCCCAAAGCAGCCAAGCCCAAGGCAGCCAAGCCCAAAGCAGCCAAGGCGAAGAAGGCAGCACCCAAAAAGAAAUAAAUUAUACCAGAAGAGUCCUGCUCGACAUAUUUUGUUAUCCAACGGCUCUUUUAAGAGCCACCCACACUUUCCCUAAAGGAGCUGAGGCACCGAGGUCGUCAGUAAUCUGCAGCAAGGAUCCAGUAAUUCGUAAGUCGUCAGAGGUCAAUUGUAUCUCUCCCCCUCCCCCUCUACAAUUACCGAAAGAAACGCUAACGAGCACGGUAUAACGCAGCGGCUUUUAGGGAAGUGUAGACUUUUACAUCUUUUUUGCCGAGUAAUUGGUUUGACUACCAGGAAGCAAUGUUUUAUAGUAAUGAUUUGAUAAAAAUCGGAUGUAUGUUUUUUUAAGAAUAUAUUUUGUAACAAAAGCAAUGCAAUUGCCAGGCGCGCUACUACUGAGCCACGUCUAAUCUAAUGUAUUAUUUCUCUUAAAGGUGUCUCCUUAAAUGGUUUUGUCUGUUUGGGGGAGGAGGGGAGGGUUUGCUUGCUGACCGGAAAAUAGCCCUGAGCUUUCCCCUUCCUUUUGUUCUCGAUGAGAAAGAAAAGGAGCUUUAAGUAUUGAAAAAGCCCGCCCUGACCAAGGAUUGGCCAGCGGAGAGCCCGGCCCGCUGCCCCUUCGCCCCCCCGUCCGCCUCCCGUCUCUGUCGCUGUUUCAGCCACUCUCGGAGAAGAAAAAGGCGGAAGAAGGGGGAGGGGGAGGGACGGCGGCUCUCACCAAAACACACCGUCCCCGUGUUCUCUGGUUUAAGAACUAAUCGGAAAAUACCCCAUCCCCGGGAGAACUUGCUUUGCAAGGACAUUUUGGCACGACUUUGUGUUAAUAGAAACAUGGAAAGCGUUGCUACUAUCACCAAGCCAAAAAUACUGUUAAUAAACAUGGACAAAAAAACGA
Messenger RNA from Calidris pugnax (ruff), 1559 nucleotides. Its product is annotated as histone H1.01. Gene Ontology annotation, cellular component: nucleosome. The transcript has a single exon. NCBI's taxonomy places the organism in Eukaryota, Metazoa, Chordata, Aves, Charadriiformes, Scolopacidae. The record is from RefSeq and is a predicted model, not a curated record. Gene Ontology annotation, biological process: nucleosome assembly. Bases 26 to 685 code for a protein of 219 amino acids. Gene Ontology annotation, molecular function: DNA binding; structural constituent of chromatin.